Messenger RNA from Drosophila ficusphila, 3098 nucleotides. RefSeq names its product aminopeptidase N-like. Lineage: Eukaryota; Metazoa; Arthropoda; Insecta; Diptera; Drosophilidae. The coding region runs from base 253 to 3051 and encodes 932 amino acids. The transcript has 7 exons. Gene Ontology annotation, cellular component: cytoplasm. Gene Ontology annotation, molecular function: peptide binding; zinc ion binding; metalloaminopeptidase activity. Gene Ontology annotation, biological process: proteolysis; peptide catabolic process. The record is from RefSeq and is a predicted model, not a curated record.
UAAAAAUACUUCAAAUAAAAGUAUAUGUGAAAUAUUGUUUCUUCACGUUUGAAUACUUAUCUAUUGAUAGUUGCGUAUACGCCGGGUAAGCCCCGCUUGGUUUAUAAAAUGAUAACGACUCAUUGCGCUCUCAAUUUUCCGAGUUAAUUUCGCUUUGACGCCUCUCUGAAAAAAGUGCUCUUCGGAACUUGUAAGCUCGGUUCGAUCGUCGAACUAUUCGCAUUUGGUCACCGCGCUCUGAAUGAUUCGGCUAUGAAGUGCUUUCUGUUUUGUUUACUAGCAAUUGGCCUGGUUUCAGCCUCGGCCAAUUAUAUUACCAACUAUAACUAUUAUCGGCUGCCGGCUGCUUUACGACCACAGAAGUAUUAUUUGCGUAUACUAACAACUUUAGAAAAUCCAAAGAACCUAAGCUUUUCGGGCAAUGUGAACAUCAUAAUUGAGGCGCUGGAGAACACCAGGAACAUAACGCUCCACUCGAAGAAUCUCUAUAUUCACGAGCCUCAGAUUAGGCUUCGCCAUAUCAGAGGUGUUGAUAAGAAGGACAACUGCGUAACCUCGACCUCGGUUAAUCCCUCCUACGACUUCCUUAUCCUGCACACUUGCAAUGAGCUGGUGGCUGGUAAUAUCUACAAGCUGAGCCUAACCUUUUCUGCUGAAUUGAAUAGACAACUGGAUGGAUAUUACCGCACCUCUUACACGGAUCCCGUGGCUAAUUUAACACGUUGGUUAUCAGUUACCCAAUUUGAGCCUGCUGCAGCCCGAAAAGCCUUUCCCUGCUUCGAUGAACCCGGGUAUAAGGCACCCUUUGUGAUCACAUUGGGUUAUCAUAAGAACUACACGGGUCUUAGCAAUAUGCCGGUAAAGGAAAUAAAGCCACAUGAAAUCCAUCCCCACUACGUAUGGUGCGAGUUCGAGGAAUCAGUGCCGAUGUCCACCUACCUAGUGGCCUACUCUGUGAACAGCUUCUCCCACAAGUCUUCCACUCUGCCGAAUGGCACUCAUUUCAGGACUUGGGCCAGACCGAAUGCCAUCGAUCAGUGCGAUUUUGCGGCAGAGUUUGGACCCAAAGUACUGAAAUUCUACGAGCAGCUAUUCGGCACCAAGUUCCCACUGCCGAAGCUCGAUCAAAUUGCACUUCCGGACUUCAAUGCGGGUGCCAUGGAGAACUGGGGACUGGUGACCUACAGGGAGACCAAUUUGCUCUUCUUGGCCGGCCACUCCUCUCUGGUGGACAAGCAGGAACUCGCAAAUGUAAUUGCCCACGAGUUGGCCCACCAGUGGUUCGGCAAUCUGGUGACCAUGAAGUGGUGGACCGAUCUGUGGCUCAACGAGGGAUUCGCCACUUAUGUGGCCACCUUGGGUGUCGAGGACAUCCAUCCCGAAUGGCACUCGAAGGACAAGAGCUCCUUGGCCGUUCUGAGGGGCUCCUUUAGUGUGGAUGCUCUGGUGAGCAGUCACCCCAUAUCGAGGCCCAUUCACAAGGUGUCGGAGAUGGAGGAGAGUUUCGAUUCGAUCUCUUACCAAAAGGGAUCUUCGGUGCUGCGCAUGAUGCACUUGUUCCUGGGAGAGGAGUCAUUCAGAUCCGGCUUGAAAUCGUAUUUGGAAAGGUUUUCCUAUAAGAACGCGGAACAGGAUAAUCUUUGGGAAGCCCUAACUCAAGCUGCACACAAACAUGGCGCUCUGCCUAGGAAUUACGAAAUCAAGACCAUCAUGGAUUCGUGGACUUUGCAAACCGGGUAUCCCUUACUUAAUGUAAGCCGUGAUUACAAGUCAAGAACCGCGGAGCUCAGCCAGGAACGCUACUUAAGAAACAGUCAACUACCUAAGGAAUACCGCGCUGGUUGUUGGUGGUUGCCUUUGAGCUAUACCUCACAGGCGGAGCUGGACUUUAUUAGCACAGCUCCCAAGGAUUGGAUGGAGUGCAGCAGAAAUGGAGAGAGACUACCCAAGACCAUUCAGGACCUUCCAGGACCCGAUCAGUGGGUGAUCUUCAACACCCAACUCUCGUCGUUUUGCAGGGUCAACUACGAUGCCCGAAACUGGAACCUUUUGAUUGCGACCUUGAACAGCGAGGACUUCCGGAGCAUCCACGUGAUAAAUAGAGCCCAACUUGUAGAUGACAUCCUGUACCUCGCCUGGACAGGAGAGCAGGACUACGAAAUCGCACUGAAAUUGACCGAUUAUUUGCAGAGGGAACGAGAGUUAAUUCCUUGGAGAUCAGCCUUUGAUAAUAUAAGAGUGUUAAAUCGCAUUCUUCGGCAGACAUCAAACUUUGGAUACUUUAAAACCUAUAUGAAUAAGCUGCUUACCCCGCUUUACAAACACUUCGAUGGCCUGAACGACACAUUCAGUUCAAUCCAGGAUCAGGAUCAGGUUCUGCUAAAAACGCUGGUGGUCAACUCGGCGUGCCAGUACCAUGUUUCCGAUUGUGUUACCCGGGCGAAGUCCUACUUCCGCAGGUGGAGAAGGGAGCCCAAUCCCGACGAGAUAAACCCCAUUCCAAUCAACUUGCGUUCCACGGUUUAUUGUGCUGCCAUUAGGUACGGCACUGAAGAGGAUUGGGACUUCCUGUGGAAUCGGUACGAGCAAUCGAAUGUGGGCUCCGAGAAACGGACAAUCUUAAGUACGCUGGGUUGUUCGAGGGAAGUUUGGAUCUUGCAGCGUUAUCUGGAAAGGGCCUUCGAUGAGAAAGGUGCGAUUCGUAAACAGGAUUCUGUACAAGCCUUCCAUGCUGUAGCUCUUGGACAAGUUGGCCAUCUGCUAGCCAAAAAAUACCUAAUGGAUAAUAUAGACUCCAUCUAUAGAUAUUACCAUCCGCAAGUCAAGAGCAUUUCCAAACUUUUCGGAACAUUUUCGGAACAGGUUAUUACCUUAAGGGAUCUGAAUGGCUUCAGGGCCUUCGUCAACAAUUCGAGACAUCUGCUAAAGGACAUUCAACAGGGGGUUAAACAAACCCUGGAAACGAUGCUCACCAAUGUCCAGUGGGUGGACCGAAACUAUGACCAGUUUUCCCGCUCCAUCCAGCAACAUUUGCAGAUAGUUAGAUUGUAGAUUGUAGUUAUAAAUGUUAUUUCCCUAAUAAACUUCUUAAUACUAUA